AUGGGUAUCAAGCAUCUUGCACAGCUCAUCCAAGAGCAUGCACCAGAUGCUAUCAAGACAGGCGAGAUCAAGAACCAAUUCGGUCGUAAAGUCGCCAUAGAUGCAUCAAUGUCCAUCUACAGCUUCCUCAUCGCCGUCCGCUCCGACGGCCAACAACUCAUGUCCGACACGGGCGAGACCACUUCCCACUUAAUGGGUAUGUUCUAUCGCACCCUCCGCAUCGUGGACAACGGCAUCAAACCCCUCUACGUCUUCGACGGCGCCCCACCCAAGCUCAAAUCCGGCGAACUCGCAAAGCGCUUCCAGCGCAAGUCCGAAGCCCAGGCCGCACACGAAGAAGCGAGGGAAACGGGAACUGCCGAGGACGUGGAGAAAUUCUCAAGAAGGACGGUCCGCGUGACGAGGGAACAUAAUGCGGAGUGCCAACGCCUGCUCAAACUCAUGGGUAUACCGUACAUUGUCGCCCCCACGGAAGCAGAAGCGCAAUGCGCGGUCCUCGCUCGCGCUGGGAAGGUGUACGCCGCCGCCUCGGAAGACAUGGAUACGUUGACGUUCAACGCGCCCGUUCUCCUCCGCCACUUGACCUUCAGCGAGCAGCGCAAGGAGCCCAUUCAAGAGAUUCACCUCGACAAGGUGCUCGAAGGACUAGACAUGGAACUGCCUCAAUUCAUCGACCUGUGCAUCCUACUCGGCUGCGACUACCUCGAUCCUAUAAAAGGAAUCGGCCCCUCCACAGCCCUCAAGCUCAUCCGCGAACACAAGAACCUGGAAGGCGUAUACGAACACAUGAAAUCCAAUUCCAAAUACACUAUCCCCGAAGACUGGCCCUUCCAAGACGCCCGUGCCCUCUUCCUCGAACCCGAUGUCCGCCCCGCAGACCACCCGGAUUGCGACUUCAAGUGGGAGGCCCCAGACGUGGAAGGCCUGGUCAAGUUCCUCGUCGACGAGAAGCACUUCAACGAGGAUAGGGUGAGGAGCGGGGCGGCCAAGUUGAACAAGAAUCUCAAGACGGCGCAGCAGAGCCGGCUGGAAGGGUUCUUCAAGCCGAUUGAGAAGACGGCCGAGGAGAAGGCGAGCUUGAAGAGGAAGGCCGAGGCCAAGAUUGAGGAGAAGAAGAAGAAGCAGAAGGCCGCGGCCAAGGAGAAGAAGGCGAACAAGACGAAGCCGAGGGGCGCAUAG
Westerdykella ornata is the source of this 1179-nucleotide messenger RNA. RefSeq names its product flap endonuclease 1. Bases 1 to 1179 code for a protein of 392 amino acids. The record is from RefSeq and is a predicted model, not a curated record. Gene Ontology annotation, molecular function: 5'-3' exonuclease activity; DNA binding; 5'-flap endonuclease activity. Gene Ontology annotation, cellular component: cytoplasm; nucleus. Lineage: Eukaryota; Fungi; Ascomycota; Dothideomycetes; Pleosporales; Sporormiaceae. The transcript has 3 exons.